This is a messenger RNA of Corythoichthys intestinalis (scribbled pipefish), 3176 nucleotides long. RefSeq lists its product as uncharacterized. Bases 82 to 1377 code for a protein of 431 amino acids. Gene Ontology annotation, cellular component: extracellular region. The record is from RefSeq and is a predicted model, not a curated record. Gene Ontology annotation, biological process: negative regulation of endopeptidase activity. The transcript has 7 exons. Gene Ontology annotation, molecular function: cysteine-type endopeptidase inhibitor activity. NCBI's taxonomy places the organism in Eukaryota, Metazoa, Chordata, Actinopteri, Syngnathiformes, Syngnathidae.
CAUAGACUGAGCGCAAACAGGAGGGAACAAACUUCACUUUCAUCUGGACUUCGUCUCUCUGCUCUAGCAGGAUCCUCUGCCAUGAUGCACAAAUCCAUUUUUUCAACAUUACUGCCAUUCGGUCUGCAUUUUAUUCUGAUGCUGUGUCUGAAUGUUGAGGGCUCAGCAUUGGUGCCCAUUGAACUUGCUCCAAUUCCCUGCAAUGAUAAAGCUGUGGAGAAGCUGUCUCGUCUGGCGCUCACUUAUAUCAACGAGGAUCGUGCCGAGGGUUAUAAAUUUGCCCUCAAUCGUGUUUCUAAUGUCCACCUACACGCGCAGGGUCCAGCAGGCAAUGUGUAUUACCUGGACCUGGAUGUCCUGGAAACCAAGUGUCACAUACGUAGUCCGAAACCAUGGAAACGCUGUGAUGUCAGACCCUUCAUGGAAACGCAAAUCUCCGGUAACUGCAACACCACAAUCCUCCACACAUCGGAAGGUUACUCUUACCUAUAUAGUUAUGAGUGCACACUUGUGCCAGACCCUGCAGAGAAGCUGCAACAGACAUGUCCAACCUGCCCCAUUCUACUUCCUGUUGACAGUCAACAAGCUGUGUUGGCUGUUCAGGUCUCUCUGGCAUCCUAUAAGAGACAGUCCACUGUGGGUGCAGGGCUUGGAAUAAAAAGGAUCACCAGAGCUGCGGAAAAAACUGUGCCAGUAAAAGCCAGAUUUGUGGAAUAUACAGUCGAGGAAUGUCUGGAGGGUGUAACAGAAAAAGGCACAUGCCAGCGGUUGACACCCACUUCAGACACUGAGACCGCAGGUUUUUGUACAGCAUCUGUAUAUGGAGAUCUGCAUGCUCAGCCAGAAGUUCAAGUGUCCUGCGAGAUCUUCAAAACACAGAACGUUGAUGUCCUGCAUCCAUUGCAACCACAAGGUCAUGACCUCCCGUUAAAGCCUUCCAUCCCAACACUGCCUCCAUUCCAUGACCCAGGGAAAGAUAAGAAUUCAGGUCAUUCUGACCCAAACCCACUCCCUGAUCCUCAACCAGCACCAUUUGACGUAACACCACUCCCAGAUCCUCAGCCCGCACCAUUUGACCCUACAAAAAUUCCCUCUCGUCCCGUGGUCCCUUCAUUGAAUCCCUCAAUCACCAGCUCCUCAUCUUCCAGUGAGUCUGAUGAAGUGAAUGGAUCAUUUGAAUCAUCAUCUGAAGAAAUGGGAGGCCCUCUGGCUUUACGCCCACCAUUGGACUUUCACUAUAAAAGGCACGGCCGCAAGAAACGUCAGGCGUUGACGGAAAGUUCGCCAUCCCACAAACCAACAUUCCUGUCUGAUUUCCCAAGUGGACCAUCGCCUUUCCGCUCUUGCCCUGGUCCGUCACGAUACACCACGGUUUAAAAAGCCAGUUUGUUUGUGUGCUGUAUAUUUGGGCGAGGAUGGCAGACAGAGUAAAUACUCUACUCUGACAUUAAUUAUCUGUACAAACAGUAUAUACCAAUAAAAGGGAUACUAUUUCCAUAGUCAGUGCAUAAACUGAGAAAGCCUGUAUUGGAACUUGAUUUAAAAUUUAUGGAAUUAUUGUAUAAGUACUUGAGAAAUUAAAGUUUAGCAGCAGUGCAAUUUCCAAAGACUAUUCAACACUGCAAAUCACACUAUUUACUAAAUAUGUUUCAAUGUAGUUUUAUGGAAAAACAAAAUUCAUUAUGACAAAGCACUACAUAUAUAAAAGUACAUCUAUAUUUACAAGAACAUAGCACUUGAUUUAUUGGUAUUUAUAGAAGUCAGCGCUUUGAUGCAGUAUUUGAAUUCUAAUUCAUGUAACAUAAACCACACAUAUUGUUUAUUCUUAAUACACAUAAACCACUUUGCUGAAAACAUCAUGACUGUGUUUCAAUCCCAGUAACGCCUAGGUUGGAUUUCCCCCUUAUAUGACACAAUACUUUGCAAAAGAUAGCAACUGUUAAAGUCCACACACAAAUUUUCAGACUUUAAAAGUAGUAAUAAAAGCCUCAUGGCACCGAUUUAAAGGGGAAUAGUGGAAAGCACCCCUUUAUUCAUUCAUCUUUCGAGCCGCUUGUUCUCACGAGGGUCACCAGGGUACUGGAGCCUUUCCUAGCUCACUAUGGGCAGUAGGCGGGGUACACCUUGAGUUGGUUGCCAGCCAAUAACAGGGCACAAAUAGACAAACAGCCAUUUACAUACUCAGACCUAGGGAGUACCUGGAGAAAACCCAUGGUGGCAAAGGGAGUCGGAGCCCGCGAUGAACCCUCGAUCUUAGAACUGUGAGGCAGCUGUGCUAACGACUCUCCCACUGUGUCGCCCUGCACCUGUCAAUUUCAGAUACUGGCAUGAGUAUUGCAAAAUAUUUAAUUAUCUGGCAGAAAAGAUCACAGGGCAUACGCAUAAAAAACCAAGAUGCAGAACCUCAUUAGCCAAUAAGAAAAGAAAACAGAAUCCCUGUGCAAUGCAGGAUUUCAACUAUCCUAACUGAAAUCAAGAGGAUUGAUAUGGGAUUCUAUAAAAGAUAAAUUGAUUAAAACAUGUCUAAAUAAAUAUUAAAAGAUGAAAGAGAUUGCCUCAUCACAUUCAACUUUGAACCUUGACCUUGGAAACACCAAAAGGUAAAUGGUAAAUGGACGGUAGUUAGGGCUUCAUUGACUUGGCAAACUGUCUCAUGAAGUGUUUAAAAUUAAGUCAUAUAGAGACAGGACCAUACGUCUUUAACAAUAGUUUAGUCAAAUAUAAGAAUCAAUCCUAAAAGCAGAUGAAGCCAAUGGGGUGAUGUUGAAAUUGAGGUUAUAAGAAAAUGCAUGGCUGGAUGACUUUUAUCAAUUUACUAGGAUACGAGGCAUAGGCGGAGUUUGACUUUUGGGGCUUUGGGGGCACAAUAUGUUGAUGACCCCAAAACACAGUGUCAGCAAUAAAAUUAACUUACAAGAAUAUUUAAAAUAAGUUGACAAUGAGCGUUUUUUUGUUUCCCAUCACUCUUGAGGGGAAUUCUAAAUCAGGCUGCUUAGGCAAUACUUUUCGCCAAGAUCAUCAUCCAUUUAAUUUGGUAUGCCCGCCGGUGUCAAUGUAGCUACCACAGUCAAAAAUUGUAUCCCCUGGGCGGAGCCAUUUGGAGGUAGAUUUGUGUCUUUAUUAUUCAAUCAAAAAAAAAAAGUUGCUUCAAUUAAAAAAAAGUUGCUUCAAUCAAA